AUGAAAGUAAUAUUAGUAACAGGAACGUCUUAUGGAGAAAUCGUCGUCCUUGAUGUUCCUAGGCAGGGUAACAUCUACAAACACAGGGAAACUCUACCAAGUUCGCUACUGUUCUUUGUGAUGCUAUUUGUAGUGCUGACCGUGAUAUGGGAGUUGAUCUGCCACAAGGAGAACAUUGUGGCGGGCACUUCUGAUGGAGUGAUCAUCAUAUUCACGUUCACACAGUAUCCGUGCACUUCGCUGAUAUGUUUCGAGGAUCGUAUUCUCGGAUCAUAUGGGUCGGGUCACCUGUGUUUGUUUGACCUCAAAUCUGGGUCACUGCUGUGUGAAAUUGGUGCGCACGCUCGGUUGAUAAACUCUCUGCAUCUGUCUCACAAUGAUCGAAUGAUCCUGUCAGCAGGUGAGGAUGCUUACGUGAGGCUGUGGAGGUUGUCUGAAAACUUGGACCAAGUCGAACACGUUUGUAACGUUCUCGUGGAAGAUUUGCUGAUUCAAGGAGCCAAGUUUGUUGGUCAGGAUAGUUCAUCAUUCGCUGUUACAGGUUACGAUUCUCAUGAGAUUGCAUUCUUCAAACGAAGUUGA
Molecule: messenger RNA, 582 nt
Organism: Helobdella robusta
Lineage: Eukaryota; Metazoa; Annelida; Clitellata; Rhynchobdellida; Glossiphoniidae
Exons: 6
Coding region: 1-582 (193 amino acids)
Molecular function (GO): protein binding
Source: RefSeq, a predicted model, not a curated record